Molecule: messenger RNA, 539 nt
Organism: Emiliania huxleyi CCMP1516
Lineage: Eukaryota; Haptophyta; Isochrysidales; Noelaerhabdaceae
Exons: 7
Source: RefSeq, a predicted model, not a curated record
AAGCUAAGAUGUCGUCGUCGCCCUCGUCGACGGAGAGCGCGGUCAGCACAUCGGCGUCCUCACCGCCGCCGGCCGCGCCCGCACCUCUCGCGCCGCCGACCCCGGAAGUUGUCGCGAAGCGCAAGCGCAAGCUGCAGGCGCCAGCCCCCUGUUGGGGUCAGGAGCUCUGCCCCAACCUCGUCUGCCCCGUCGUCUCGGGCGGAAAGGGCGCGUUCCGAGAGCACUUUUGCGAACGGUGUCGGCUGGAGGACCUGUCGGUCGUCACGUCGCGCGUGUACCUGCCCAUUAUCGAAGUGCCGCCAAACUCCCGCACGACGGGCUUUUGGAACGAGGAGCCGGCGCGGCCGGCGCGCUGCGCACGCAUUUGGUGGCCAGCGCACCGCGUCUGCAACCAGACGUCGGACAGCGUGGGGCCUCGGCUGGUCAUCCUGCGCGACGACUACGCGACGCCGCCGCCCGGGCUCGUCUCGAUCACGUCCCUCCUCCCCUCGCUGGGCGGACGCGUUGUCUUUCGCGUCUCUCGCACGCUCACGCCGGUC